This is a messenger RNA of Sycon ciliatum, 1949 nucleotides long. RefSeq lists its product as uncharacterized. The record is from RefSeq and is a predicted model, not a curated record. The transcript has 2 exons. Bases 472 to 1374 code for a protein of 300 amino acids. NCBI's taxonomy places the organism in Eukaryota, Metazoa, Porifera, Calcarea, Leucosolenida, Sycettidae.
UUGGUGGUUGCAUAGUAGUUGCGUUUCGCGCUGUUUGAGUGCCUCCUGCCCACCGCUCACAGCAUGGUAGACACCUUUUGACAUGAUGGAGGAAGAGGCCGUGGAGCUUCUUAGGCCUCGUCCUGGGAAUGGCGUUGUAUCGCGGGAAUUUUGCUUGUGCCAUUGCGUUCAAUGCAUCGCAGGAAAAGCAAACCCGAUUUACUUUGCAGAGUUGGGAAACUUUGUUUGAAGCUGCUAAAUGCAGGCAGGACGAGCUAUACCUUCUUGUGCGAGAGCCACUGCACCGAGGAGAGCGUCCGCGGAUGGUACCACCGCAAGUGCUACAGUACAUACACUAACAAAACGUUGCUGGGUCGGCUGCCACUUGGACGUGGCCAUGACUUUUCAAGCCAUUCUGAAUUGGAGGAGAUACAUGUAUGUGAUGAUGGGACACCAUGUACCAGCAAAGCGUAGAACAAGGAGAGAUGUACAAUGAUUGAAUCCACAUCUGCAGACUUGUGCCUCAUGACAUGUGCAUCUAGCAGAGUUGGAGAACAACGCAAGAAUUUUGGCUUUCGCUCCAGAAUGGCCCAGAUUGCGUUGCAGCGGAAAUCCACUAUCAACGUCGGAGCAUGCUACAGUGCCUUCACCCACCUGGCCACUAUGCACCGGCAACGAAGUGGCAAAGGGAGUGACCAGCCGUCGGCCUACGAAACAUUUGACAGCCUGGUGCUGUAUAUACAGUCCGAGUUGAAGUCUGCAAAGGCCUUGCCCAUGAAGCUUCUCACGGAUAAGUACAAUAACUGCAAACGGCACCAGCUUGGCCGACCAUCACACUCCGCCUUAGUAUCCAACUUUCAUGCUGAAAAAGAAGAUAAUGAGCUACUUGGGGACCAGCAAUUGACAUGUAUGGUAAGUGGCAUGGGUAUACAGGCGCACUCUUCACGGAGCAACCGCUUGUCUGUGUCGUCUGGAAACGGUCCGAUGGCCGGUAAUACCCAGUCAUUGCCGAACAGUCAUACUAGUAACGCACCUGGCCCGACCCCAACCAUCCCAGUCCAGCCGGUCGCCGCAGAUUUCCUGCCCGCAUCCACGUCCACUCCGCACCCCAGUGUCCGGCAAGAGAACGGGCCCAAUGCCAGGAGUUACGACGGGCCCACUGCCAGGAAUUACGAUAGGCUCACUGCCAGGAGUUACGAUAGGCCCGCUGCGAUAUCCGCUGGGCUUGUCCCCGCCUAUGUCGUGUUGCCCACUCAUUUCGGCUUCAAAGGAUCCGCUACUCCGCCGCGUCAGGUGAACACCAGUGGAUCAGUUUCAUCUUUGGGUACUACAUCAGCCUCCAGUACAGAUGUGUCGGCUAGUACGGCUUUGACUACAACCUCGGGUGCGAGGUAACCAGUGGCGGCUGCGGUGUCUUCUACAGCGCCAUCUCAACCACGGUCGCAGCAGGUUCUUGCUGAUCUCUAGCGUGCUAUGUGGUGUGUGAGUGUGUGCGCGCGCGGGCGGACGCGCACACACAAUGCCAUGUGUUGUGCGGUGUGUGUGCGUGCGUGUGGGGUUUGUGUAUGUGUGUGUGCGAGCGCGCGCGCACAAUGCCAUGUGUUGUGCGGUGUGUGUACGCGCAUGCACACAAUGCCAUGAUGAGGGUGAAGGCAGUUUCGACAGUGGAUUGGACUGUAAGUCCGACUGUGAAUCGGACAGUGAGUCUGAAAGCUAAGGCUGGUGGACCGCACUAUUGAAGUUUUUGAAUUGAUUUGAAUUUGAAUUGUACUUUUCCACUCUGCAGCAAAUGACUAAUACACUACUGCGCUAUUAUUUACAACAUCUUCCAUAUCGCUCGUUUGCUAAGAUCAGCUUAUGAUCGCUAUCACUCUGCCGUUUUCCGGUGUCCUUUGCUUCGCUCGUGCUAGCUCUCUUCCGCUGGUGUUGUCGAGAUAGUGUCCCAAUAAAUGAAAUCCUCUCAUACGAAA